UUGCGGCAAAUACAAAAUGGCGUCUUCCGACCAAAACAUUUCACCAAACAAAAAUUCACUUAUUAAUUGUAAAAGUAAAAAAUACUUAUCCGAAUUAAUUUAUUUAAUUAAGAGACCUUUAUCUGAAACUUUAAAAAGUAAUUAUACAGAUCAUAAUGUAGAUACCGAUGUAAUUUUAAAGGAUAUCAAAUCUGCCCUGUUCAGAAAUGUUCAAGUAAAUGGACAAAAUAUUCCAGCCGAAGAAACAGAUCUUGACACCACAACAGAUUACGAGGCCUUUGAUAAGGACAAGGAGUCGUAUAUCCAGAAGGAGCUGCUGGUGCGCUGGAACAACAGCCUUGAGAAGACCAUGAUUCUGAGGAAGACCACCCCUGCACAGUUACGCUCCAGGCUCAAAAAACUCAUACGGCACGAGCUCAAAUAUUUGGCCACAUGCAAUGUAGAGACGACAGAAGACCAGUGUGUGAAGUGUGAGGACUCCAAAGUGACCCAGGAGGAGGUUGAUCAACUGCUGGGGGACACAUCUUCUAAAUGGCAGUCACUUCAACAGGACAUGGAUGAUUUAGGUGAGAAAGCCAAGGAACUGCUUUACAGUGUACAGGUGUCAACAAGAUCAAAUCCGAAACUUGAUGUUUUGUAUGACACGCCCCCAACCUCCCCCAUGCAAACAGACUCUUGUGAUAUGCACUCAGAAGUGACAACUAUAGACAUUCCACUGAAACUACUCACUUGAUUGCCAUCUUGUGCUCUUUACUGGGCAUUCUGAUUCAUUCGUGCAUGUUUUAACCGGACUUUUUACCAUGAUGAAUAUCAUGAUUAUAAGCUGGCAGCAGUUUCAACAAUGUGGUUUGCAGUCAAUAAAUUAUGAUUGAAUAGACCGAUAUUGAUGACACUGGCAUGCAGCAAUCUCUCAUGGUGACUUGGGAUUGUAUUGAGGCUCAGUGGAGUCAAGCAUGCUGUUACUAUUGAUAACAAUAUGUUGAGAUCAAUAACUCUCUGUUAAAGGGGCCUUUUCACGUUUUGUUAAAUUGACAAAAUUUUAAAAAAAUUGUUUCAGAUUUGCUAAUUUUCGUUGUAGUUAUGAUAUCUGUAAAGAAACAGUAAUACUGAACAUUUACAAUGCUCUAAAAUGUCCAUUACAUGCAUCUUUUGACAAUUUAAAACCUGAAAAUUAUAAAGCGUUGCAAUGCGAAACAAUUGAAUAAUUUGGAGAGUGUUGUUGUUGUUGUUAUAUUUUGUGAUACUAUGAGGAUUGCUUAUAAAAAGUUUAAAAUACAUCACUCAUUGUAUGAGCACAGAUGGCCAAGUGGUCCAAGCGAUAGACUAACUCCAGGGGUUACUUGUUCGAGCCCAGUUGAGGGUUACUUUUUUUGUCCCCAACCGGUGAAACUGGAGAGGACUUGUGGUUUGCGCUCUGUCAGUCUGUCCGUCAGUCUGUCCGUCACACUUUUUUGGAUCCUGCGAUAACUUUAAAAGUUCUUCAUAUUUGUUCAUGAAACUUAAAAUAUGGAUAGAUGGCAAUAUGGAGAUUAUGCACGUCAUUUCAUUUUGUUACUACAUCAAUAAUUAUGGUUGCUAUGGCAACAAAUAUAUAUAUAAAAAAAAUCUGACAAUGGUGGAGUUUCACCAGUAGGGGACCAUAUUGCUUGGCAAUCUUUUGUUCUUUCUUUAAUUUUAUUAUUGUUUUUUUUUUACUGGAGCUUUUUAAAUCCAAUGCUUAAAUUUAUCAAUAUAAAGCUUUUAAUGACAAACUUCAAUACAUACCAAAAUCUGUGAAAAGGCCCCUUUAAGGUAAUGUUAAUACAGACCUAGCUUGUAAUUGCAUAAUUAUUGUAUACAUUAAAAUGCAAAAUGAUAAAAUGUAUAAUCCUGGUUUCAUGGCAUUGCAAAGAGCCUAUUUGUAAUGUUGUUGUAAUGCUGUUAGUAUUUAUCAGUGUUUAUUAGCCUGAUCAUUUAGCGGAAAGGGGUUGGGUUCUUCAUUAUUUGGAGACUGAUGACUUCUAUGAAAUUCAUUGUACAAUAUUCACCUGCUCAUUUUACAAAUAUGACUAUGAAUUAUAUUACACCUGUUUGUAAACAUCGUUGCAUAAAUUUCUCAAAACACUUGUUUGAAACAUGUGCCAAAUGUAUGAUGUGCAUGUACAUUGUUAAAUCUAGACUCGUACCAUAGUGUAGCUACUUAAAUCGAUAUGUUUCAAACUUAAUUUUUUUUGUCCCCUACCGGUUUCACCGGAGGGGACUUAUGGUUUGCGCUUUGUGCGUCUGUGAGUCUGACUGUCUGUCACACUUUUCUGGAUCCUGCGAUAACUUCAAAAGUUCUUAAUAUUUUUUUAUAAAACUUGCAACAUGGAUAGAUGGCAAUAUGGACAUUAUGCACAUCAUUUCAUUUUGUUCCUACGUCAAAAAUUGUGGUUGCUAUGGCAACCAAAAAAAAUGGUGGAAUUUCUGACAAUGGUGGAGCCGGUAGGGGACCAUAUUGCUUGACAAUAGCCUUGUAAAUCUUUAGGAAAGCAAGUUUCCUAUACUGAACUGUUACCUGAAUAACAUCCCAUGUAGUGAUGACUGUCUUUUCUGUGUGAAUUUUGUGAAUGGAUUUUAAUCAAGUUGCUUUAUUGUAUUUUUUGAAGGCAAACCUUUAGGAUGGUUGUUAUUGUUGAAUGAUUACUUGUAUAAAGAUGGUCCAAUUGAGUGUAUUUAUGUCUUACCUAAAUGAAUUAAUGCACGUGCAAUUUUUACUUGAAUAUUAUUAAUAUAAAUGUCACUUUAAUGUGAUAA
This is a messenger RNA of Dreissena polymorpha, 2775 nucleotides long. RefSeq lists its product as uncharacterized. The transcript is spliced from 5 exons. The coding region runs from base 17 to 733 and encodes 238 amino acids. NCBI's taxonomy places the organism in Eukaryota, Metazoa, Mollusca, Bivalvia, Myida, Dreissenidae. The record is from RefSeq and is a predicted model, not a curated record.